This is a messenger RNA of Gambusia affinis (western mosquitofish), 3419 nucleotides long. RefSeq lists its product as uncharacterized. NCBI's taxonomy places the organism in Eukaryota, Metazoa, Chordata, Actinopteri, Cyprinodontiformes, Poeciliidae. The coding region runs from base 551 to 1756 and encodes 401 amino acids. The record is from RefSeq and is a predicted model, not a curated record. The transcript is spliced from 6 exons.
UACAGUUUCUGAUAAAUCCUUCUUUGUUUACUUUGUAGAUUUGACAAAAUAGUUUGAACCUUUUCAACGUUUUCUUUCCCUUGCAUGUGACAACAAUGUAUCGCCCUGAGAAAUGUACUUUGGAUUCUGUAAUGCUGUCUAGCUUUUGUCUAGCUUUUGAGGUACAGAUAAGCGACAGAUCUCCAGAUUAUGGUUUCUGUUUGACUUUAGCAUUCCUUCUUUUAGGCUUCCAUAAAUACAAAACCUUCCCAGAACCCUGUAAACGGGUUGAGGCUUGUUCAUGUAACAUUCUUAGAGUUGAAGGGAUAAAUUAGUCUUCAAUUAUUGAAACAGCUGAAUUUCCUUCCUUAUUUCUAGUGACGGGUAGUAGCAGGUAUCUACAUGUAGUGAUGUUAAGAGGCGUGGUGAAACAACAGAGGUAGGUCACAGGGAAUUUUUUUUAAUCCUACAUCACCGCCUUACCUGUGCAGAUUUCCUCACUGUGAGCCUUGCUCACUUUCCUUUUGCAUUCAGCAACGACUUGAGGGACAAAACUGGAACCUUUUCAGAGAUGAAUUUAUACAGGAGCUUUAGUAACCUUAUGGAGGCUUAUGUAUAUGAGGAGAGAACUCGUCCGGAGUCCCAGUGGCGACGGGAUAAUGCUGAUGGGCCUCAUGCACCUGUCUCCAACAUCGCAGUAAACCCACGCUCAGAAUCUGUGGACUCUGGAGUGGAGUCGGCCAGCUGUGAAACACCAAAUCCUGCCACAGCUGGUUCUUUGUCAACAGACAACACUGAAAUGGAUUUAUUCCUCCUACAAAGUGACAAUUUCGCUCCUGCUUCAACGCCUCAGCCACCUUUUCUCUUGUCUACUUUGUCUUCCUCGUCGCCUUCCUCUCCAAACCUGCAUCUCAGCAGAGCAGAAGAGGCCCCGACAACCUUGAACCUAAAAGAAGAACCAGAACUACAAAGGGCUGACUCCAAGAGGUGGAAGCAAGUCUAUGAGGUGCUCAGCCAACAGCCUAAAACGUCUUCCCUGCCCAAACAACACACAUCUGAGUUAAAAAGGUGUAUAAGGUCAGCGAGUUUUAAUUUGAGGAGGAGGUUCGAUCCGACUGUCCCCAAUGGGCAAAUGUCAGAAACGGAGAGAAAAUCAUUUUUAGCAGGCUCUGUCGAGCAGAUCUCACAGAGCUCUGUUGUUUUUGAGGGAAAGGAACUCAGUCCAGGUCUAUGCUACUUGGAAUGGGUCUGUCAAAAGAUGGAGCUGUAUGCCAAACAUCAAAUGCAAAACCAAGCAAUGCAGGCCAAGACAGAUACUCCCCAGGAACAUGAAGAGCAAAAGCAUGAUGCAGCAGAUGCUCAGAAGGAGCACCCCAGGCUUGAAAAUGCACAGGAGAUUUCCAAUGAACCUAAUGCACAGGAGAUUUCCAAUGAACCUCAGCAGCAAAGACCUCGCCAUUUCCGACAGAGAUCAGCCUCGGACACAACGUUUUCAAAGAUGCAUUUAAAAAAGUUUAACUUAAGCUCCAGAGGGAAGCGACAGAGUACGAGUGAUCUACGAGAGAUAGAGGAGGAAGACGUUUUGCCGAUGGAAGCCGUAAAAGAAGAAUCAAGAAAGAAAAAUAUAAUCCAGAGGCUAAAACUUGGGUCUUUGAGAAGAGUGGCGUCUGCUGUAUCAGACAGUAGGAGCACACAGACGCAGUCUUCAGAGAAAAUCACAACCCGCCGACGGCUGAGCCAACUGUUCAGGAGGACAAGAAAAGUGUCACCUGAUUGAAUUAACAGUGUUGGUUUCCACUAGCUAAUAUUUUGGGGGUUUUAGAGAAAACAGCCUCACCAUUGAUGCUGCUUUGUAAAUGACUUCCUAACCUUUCAUUAUUCAGCAAAAUAACAUGUUUUGCAUUAGGCAUUUUUGUUUACUCAUAGAUAAAGUUGAAUGCAUUACCUUUUAUAUUGUUAUUUUCAAAAUAUAAAAAAUAUACUGUUGUAUAGUUAUUUUUUUACAUUCAAAGCUGUGGGAUUUAUAGAAUAAUGUUCAUUAACACUACUGUUUAUUCUGUGAAAUAAAAAUAUCUUUGCCCACAACAUAAAGUGUUAAGAUUGUUAAACCACAUGUAUGUUAGUAUUAAAUAGUGGGGGGAUAACUUAAAUUGCUAAGCAGAUUACUCGUUUUUAGCAGUGAGAUAAAAAAAAAAACAGAAAUCAAGAUGGGGUUGUGAGAACGCCACAAAAUGGCAGUUAGCAGGAAAUGUCAGGAUAUGUACUUUCAUUAUUAAUUUACAGCCUUUGUACUGAGUAGAAACCAAAGAGAAUAUGCUUAAAAAUGACAUGUAGGAAGGUUUCCUUCUGUAAAUCCUUGUAGUUAACCUUGAAUUAUACAGUUUUCUUAAUGUUUAAUAUUAGAAACAGGUAUUAUCUCAUAAAGAAAUUUGAUAUUAGUAAACAUGGCAGCAUUACCUUGCAGGUUCAAAUCCUAGUCUGGGGUUUUGCUAUAUAGAGUUUGCAUGUUUUCCCUGUUCAGGCAUGAAUUCUAUCUGGGUACUUCUGCUUCCUCCCAGAGUCCAAAAACAGGUUAUGUUUGUUUGGUUAAAAGGUUCCUCUAAUCUGUCAUUAAGUAUGAGGGUGUGCAUGCAUUGUUGUUUGUUUUGUUUGUCUCUGUGUUGUCCUGUGAACGGCUGACUACCAGGGUGUUCACCAUCUCUCCUCCAAUAACUGCUGGGUAUAGGCAACCGCCUAUCUUCAGUUGUCUGUAAAUAUUAGCAGGAAUUGACAGUGAAUGAAUGUACAAUGCCAUCUUCUUAAACCAAAAUAAUAAAAUGCCUCCAACGUCAGAGAAGGUUAAAGCAUUGGCAAAAACCUCCUGCGGGAGACAACUAUUUUUUGUGCGCGAAGAAAUAAAGUACAAAACAAUGAAAGCUGUGAUAGUAUCAAUGGAGGAGAAAAAUGACAAUCACCCAAAUAUAAUUCAUUGACUUGAAUGAGUUAAAUUCAGUGUCAUAAAAUCAACCAAAACCAUUUGUUGUCCAAAUAAGCCAUACUUCCUAUUUGACUUUGAUUAGAAAUAAUCUAGGAAAAUGUAGAUUGAGCUUAUACCACACCAAUCCUGGCAUUAAGUGCAAUUAUUCAGACAUCUGACAAGGAAACCUCUAAUGUCCCUUUUUAGAUUUUCCAGGCUUCUUUCAUUGGAAACAAAGCCACAGGAAAACCCAGAACUUGCUGGGAGGAAAUUGGCCUUUCGUCCUAUGAAUGGCUUGAGUUACCUUUGAAGGAGUUGGAAAAUGUUGCAGGUGAUGUUGCAUGGUAGGGUUUCCACUUUAGAGCUCAUAUUUCAGUAAAAGUAACUAAAAAAACAAAGAUCUCAGGAUAGACGGACUAUAGUAAGACAUUUAAGUGGCUCUUUAUGGAUUUACACUUCCUUUAAAAGUCCAUAAGAGUGCAUU